GUGUUUUUUCUGCUCAGUUCAUGUUGUGCUUCUGAUUCCCCAGAAGCUCUCUAACUUCUCUAAUGGCGGACAUAAGCCAUCCUCCCAUGGAGCAACUCCAAGACCUCGAAUACUGUAUAGACUCCAACCCUCCAUGGCACCAAUGCUCCAGUGAUGGCUGCAUUAUAGAUGUUGAGUUAUGCAUUCAAAUGCUAAGCAAAACCAUGACAUUCCACUUGAUCUCCAAUGCAGUGAUGUUGAAACUGUCUUAUUGGCAUUUCAAAACUACAUCUUAAUGCUGGGCACUACUGUGAUGAUCCCUACAUACCUUGUACCUUUGAUGGGAGGAAAUAAUGGAGACAAGAUUCGGGUUAUACAAACUCUGUUAUUUGUAUCUGGUAUCAAUACGCUUCUGCAAGCUCUUUUUGGAACAAGGUUGCCGGCAGUGGUGGGUGGUUCUUCUGCGUAUAUUAUACCAAUCCUGUACAUCAUUGGUGACUCCUCACUGCAGCAAAUAUCUGAACCCCAUGUAAGAUUUAUACAUACCAUGCGAGCAAUCCAAGGAGCACUUAUUGUAGCAUCAAGCAUACAAAUCAUCCUAGGUUACAGCCAAGUAUGGGGGCUUUUCUCAAGGUUUUUCAGUCCCCUUGGAAUGGCACCUGUGGUUGGAUUGGUUGGUUUGGGUUUAUUUCAGCGAGGAUUUCCUGCGGUGGGUAAUUGUGUUGAAAUUGGAAUACCGAUGCUGCUGGCUGUAAUUGGCUUGUCACUAUAUCUGAAGCAUGCUAGGUCAGUGAAGGGUAUUCCCAUAUUUGAAAGGUUUCCCAUACUGAUUUGCACCAUGAUCAUUUGGACCUAUUCCCAUGUCUUGACUGCUUGUGGGGCCUACAGAAUCCGGCCUAUGAAAACUCAACUAAAUUGUCGUACUGAUAGAGCUCAUCUAAUAUCCUCUGCACCGUGGUUCAUGGUCCCAUAUCCUCUGCAGUGGGGUCCACCAACUUUUUCUGCAGGCCAUACAUUUGCUACGAUGUCUGCAGUUCUAGUAUCAAUGAUAGAGUCAACUGGAGCAUACAAAGCAGCAUCUCGGCUGGCAAUUGCCACUCCACCUCCUGCCUAUGUGUUGAGCCGAGGUAUCGGUUGGCAGGGUAUCGGUGUGAUGCUUGAUGGCCUUUUUGGAACAGCGACUGGUUCUACUGUAUCAGUGGAGAAUGUGGGGCUCCUCGGACUAACUCGUGUCGGGAGCCGAAGAGUUGUUCAGGUUUCAGCUGCCUUCAUGAUGUUCUUUGCAACCUUAGGAAAAUUUGGAGCCCUCUUUGCAUCUAUACCUUUUCCCAUAUUUGCUGCAAUUUACUGUGUUCUAUUUGGCCUUGUUGGUUCAGUUGGAUUGUCAUUCCUACAGUUCACAAACAUGAACUCUAUGAGAAAUCUCCUAAUCACAGGACUUUCACUUUUCCUUGCGAUAUCUGUCCCACAGUAUUUUAACAACUUCUGGGUUUCUUCACAUCGUGGUCCUGUUCACACACAUGCAGGAUGGUUUAAUGCAUUCUUGAAUACCAUAUUCUCAUCACCACCAACGGUGGGGUUAAUUGUUGCUGUGUUCCUUGACAACACAUUGGAAGUGGAGAAGUCGAAGAAGGAUCGGGGGAUGCCUUGGUGGGUGAAGUUCAGAACAUUUAGAGGUGAUAACAGAAAUGAGGAAUUCUACACUUUGCCAUUUAAUCUCAACAAGUUCUUUCCACCCACCUAGCUACUACACCCGAGUCACCAAGGAAGCUUGUUUUGUAAACCAGAUCUCCUAUGUUCUCAUAGGAAUUGAGGAUGGCCAGCUUUUUGAGAACUACUAGGCCACAAUUGUAUAAUUAGGUAAUUUUGUCACCCAAUCAUUGAGUGCUCUGAACUCUGAAGCAUUGUUAAACAUUUGAUCCAUGGUUUUAUAGGAUCUGAUGGAAUAAUAAGUGAAGUUUUGCUUCUUUCUGUUGA
Messenger RNA from Macadamia integrifolia, 1956 nucleotides. RefSeq names its product nucleobase-ascorbate transporter 1-like. Lineage: Eukaryota; Viridiplantae; Streptophyta; Magnoliopsida; Proteales; Proteaceae. The coding region runs from base 179 to 1723 and encodes 514 amino acids. The transcript has 15 exons. The record is from RefSeq and is a predicted model, not a curated record. Gene Ontology annotation, cellular component: membrane. Gene Ontology annotation, molecular function: transmembrane transporter activity. Gene Ontology annotation, biological process: transmembrane transport.